This is a messenger RNA of Cylindrotheca closterium, 1005 nucleotides long. The record is from the annotation of a GenBank genome assembly. Lineage: Eukaryota; Bacillariophyta; Bacillariophyceae; Bacillariales; Bacillariaceae.
AUGGACAACCGAUUACUGAAACAAGGGUUCAUCUCUGGCGCCCUAUCGCUUCUCCUUUCAACCUCAUACACAGUGGCGUUCUCAUGCACAACUUCCUUCUCACAGACGCAGCAAACCUAUCGUGUUUCACAAACUGAACCGCUUCAUUUGGUUCCACUAUCAAAAUUCAGUGACGACAUAACAUUUCUUUCCAAAGCAGACGAAGACAGAUGUUGUUUCGAUUCCAAUGGAUGCUUUAAAGAUGGAGAUGAUGUCUACCAGUUGGCUUUGGUGGAGAAAGAGGACUUGCCCGACAUGUGCCGAUUUGUGGUGGCUGCCUUUGGAGCGGCAGCAAUAAGCCUGAGCAAGGACCUGAAUUCUUUUGAGCAACUCCUGCUCUCCCCGGCAACAGAACUGCUGAACAGCUACUCAUCUGUCGUGGCGUUUGCAGAGGUCUUCUCGGGAACACAACAAAGACUCGAGACACGACUUUCUAAGAUGGAUGUAUCACCUCCCGAUCUCAAGAAGGGCUUGUCACGACAAGAAUUGAUUGACAUUGCAGAAAAAGAUUCAAUAAUCUUGGCAGUGGGGAAGAAGAACGAAGAUUCUAUAGACUUCAUUGCAUCGAUCGAGCUUCGACUCCAGCCAAGUGACGCCAAGAUCCCUUUCAGUUUACCAUGGUUGGAUAGAAUAGAGCGUAGAAUCGCGGCAACUGUUGGUAUUGGAACUGGUAUUCGUGAUUUGCAGCCUUACCUAAGCAAUCUCUGCGUCGCAGAAGACUUUAGGGGGAAGAAGAUUGGAAGAGGACUCGUCCGAUGUGUCGAAGAUAUUGCCCUGUCGUCCUGGGGCAUGCCCAGGAUGUACCUACAUGUGGAUGAAGACAAUGUUGCUGCUCUCUCGCUGUACAAAUCAGAAGGCUAUCGUGACGUAGGACAUAGAUGGAACCCCUUUUGGGCUGGAAGUUCUGCUAAUAUUGGGUAUUACGUGAAGACACUAAAGGGGAAUACUUCAAGCCGAAAGCAAUAA